AGAGCCUAAAGAGAAGGAAGCCUCCAUUUCCGGAACCUAAACGGAGAAACGGGGAAGCUGCCUGAAUCGGCGACAGAAGAGCCCGGAUGAUGCAGAAGGACCGAGGAACCCGGCGGGGGAAGAAAGGAAGCGCCGCUAGAGAGGAGGAGGAGGAAAGCGUGCCCCGCGGAGUAGCCCUGCCCUGCCCUGCGGCGCCUUCCCCGGGAGACGGCGGAGAAAGGUCGGGAGGCCCUGGGGCUGCAGGAGGGAUGAGCCCAGGGGGACGCCGGGAAAGGCGGCUGCCUGGAGGGCGAUGCGGGGAGGAGGAAACGGGUGGAGACCCCGAGACGGGCCUGGAGGGCAGAGGGUCCUUCGGAAAACCCCGGAAUCCCCAAAGGAUCCAUGAGGAAGGAAGGAAAUAUCAGUGCCCGGAAUGCGAAAAAUCCUUCAAAACUAAUGACCAUCUUCAAAGACAUCUUCGAAUCCAUUCAGGAGAGAAACCUCACAAGUGCCUGGAGUGUGGAAAAAGCUUCAGUCAGUUGGGAAACCUUUCUAGACAUCAUAGGAUCCAUUCCGGAGAGAAACCAUAUGAAUGCAUGGAGUGCGGAAAGAGAUUCAACCUGAAGGAAAGCCUUAAUACACAUCAAAGAACCCACACAGGAGAGAAGCCACAUAAAUGCUUGGAAUGUGGAAAGAGCUUCCAUCUGAGGGAAAGCCUUUUUAGACAUCUAAGCAUCCACUCAGGAGAAAAGGAAUACCAGUGUCGGGAAUGUGAAAAAUCCUUCAAAACAAAUAACGAUCUUGAAAACCAUAUAAGAAUCCACACAGGGGAGCAACCUCAUAGGUGCCUACAGUGUGGAAAAAGCUUCAAUCAUAUGAGCAGCUUCUAUAGACAUAAAAAAAUCCAUUUACAAAAAACAUAUGAAUGCUGGGAAUGUGAAAAAUCCUUCAAAACAAUUCAAAUCCUUGAAGAACACCUAAGAAUCCACUCGGAAGAGAAACUUAAUAAAUGUCUGGAGACAACGGAGUCUGUCGGCAAUCCUGGAAAUCCACAAAGAAUAGAAAAGAAGAAAUCUCCAAAGGGAGAAAAGAAAUACAAGUGCCCAGAAUGUAAAAAAACCUUCAAGAGAAAUGGACACCUCCAAAUCCAUCUAAGCAUCCACUCAGGAGAAAAGGAAUAUCAGUGUCCGGAAUGUAAAAAAUCUUUCCGAAGAAAAGACCAUCUUCAAAGCCAUCUAACAAUCCACUCAGGAGAGAAACCUCAUAAAUGCCUGGAGUGUGGAAUGAGCUUCAAUCACAGGAGUAGCUUUAGUAGACAUCAAAAAAUCCACUCAGGAGAGAAACCAAAUAAUUGCUUGGAGUGUGGAAAGAGCUUCAAUGAUUGGAGCAGCCCUUGUAGACAUCAAACAAUCCAGUCAGGAGGCAAACCAAACAAUUGCUUGGAGUGUGGAAAGACCUUCAAUGACAGGAGCAGCCUUUAUAGACAUAGAAGGAUCCACUCGGCAGAAAAAUCGUAUAAAUGCCUGGAGUGUGGAAAGAGUUUUGGUCAUUGGAGCAACCUUCAUUUACAUCAAAGGAUCCACUCGGGAGAGAAACCGUAUAAAUGCCUGGAGUGUGAAAUGAGAUUCUGUCAGAGGAGCAGCCUUUAUAGGCAUAGAAGAAUCCACUCAGGAGAAAAACCGUAUAAGUGCCUGGAGUGUGGAAAGAGCUUCCGUCAGAAGACUAACCUUUAUCUACAUCAAAGGAUCCACUCAGGAGAGAAACCAUAUCAGUGCUUGGAGUGUGAAAAGAGGUUUAUGGAUGGUGGAAACCUCCGUAAACAUCAAAGGAUUCACACAGGAGAAAAACCAUAUAAAUGCCUGGAGUGUGGAAAGAGCUUCAAUCACACAGGACACCUUAUUACACAUCAAAGAGUCCACAUAGGAAAGAAACAGGAAACCCGCCUGGGGUGUGGAAAGAGCUUUAGUGAGAGGAGACCAGACGAAAAACUCAGGAAUUCCCAGGGAACCCAUGAGGGAGAAAAGAAAUAUCAAUGUACAGAAUGUGAAGAAUCUUUCAAAACAAAUAGAGGUCUUCUAAACCAUCUAAGAAUCCACACAGCAGAGAAACCACUUCAAUGUUUGGAGUGUGGAAAGUGUUUCACUCACGAGAGCACCCUUAAUAGACAUCAAAUAAUCCACUCAGGAGAGAAACUGCAUAAGUGCCUAGAUUGCGGAAAGAGCUUCACUCGGAAGGCACAUCUUUAUGCACAUAAAAGAAUCCACACAGGAGAAAAACCAUAUGAAUGCCCGGAGUGUGGAAUGAGCUUUACUGAAAGUGGAACUCUCCGCAAACAUCAAUGGAUCCACACUGGAGAAAAACCACAUAAAUGCCUGGAGUGUGGAAAGGGUUUCAAUACGAGAGGAACUCUAUAUACACAUCUAAUGAUUCACACAGGAGAAAAACCACAUAAAUGCCUAGAAUGUGGAAAGUGUUUCAAAAUGAGAGGAACUCUAUAUACACAUCAAAUGAUUCACACAGGAGAAAAACCACAUAAAUGUCUGGAGUGUGGAAAGACCUUCAAUCGGAGAGGAAACCUUUACAUACAUCAAAGAAUCCACACUGGCGACAAACCAUAUAAAUGUCUAGAGUGUGGAAAGAGUUUCUCUGCAAACAGAAGUCUCUAUAAGCAUCAAAGAAUCCACACAGGAGAAACCUCAUAUACUGUGUUUCCCCAAAAAUAACCCUAGCCCGAUUUUUGAGUGUGCGACUAAUGUAAGCCCUACCCCAAAAAGAGUCCUAGUGAAAGGAAGUUGGUAUCACCAGCACAGGAGACAGCAAAUCCGUGCAGGCUGACGGUGUCUGGUAGCAGCCGUAGCCCACACAGCGCAGGUGAGUUCAUUACCUGUGAAAACAGCAAGUGGAAGCAGGCGGGGGGGGGGAGGCAGGCUUUCCCACACGGGCCGUGGGAAAGCCAAGAGUCUACCAGAGUGGCCAGGGGAGGCUCAUCUCCGUGCGGUGACAUCAGUAGCAGACGGAGGCAGAGGUGCGGGGGUUAAGCAAGUGAUCCAGAUGUGCUGGGGGGGGGGAUUGAGAAAGUCCGGUCUGGGAGGCUCAUCUUCACAUCUCUCGGCUUGCCUGCAGCCCAUCCGCCGCAUCUAGAUCACCUGCUGUCCGCCUGCACCUCUGCCUCUGUCUGCUCCUGGUGUUACUGUGGCAAAACGAGCCUCCCAUGGCCAUCCAAAUUGCCUACCUCCCUCCCCCCCCCCUCCAAUCUCUGCUUCCAUCUGCUGCUUACAAAGUUACCAUAUUUUUCGGAGUGUAAGCUGUAGAGGAGUAUGAGAUGCAGCAAGGUUUUGAAGAGGAACAU
Thamnophis elegans (Western terrestrial garter snake) is the source of this 3328-nucleotide messenger RNA. RefSeq names its product zinc finger protein 271-like. NCBI's taxonomy places the organism in Eukaryota, Metazoa, Chordata, Lepidosauria, Squamata, Natricidae. Bases 87 to 2702 code for a protein of 871 amino acids. The transcript has 2 exons. The record is from RefSeq and is a predicted model, not a curated record.